AUGCGUGCAGCUGCUGCCCGUGCCUUCUCGCAGUCCACUCGGCCCCGUCGUCGCAUCCUCGUGACGGGGGGCACGGGUCAAAUCGGCAUGGAGCUCGUGCCGUUCUUGCGAGAGGUGUUUGGCCCCGACACGGUCGUGAACUCCGACAUCAAAGCGCCGCUCGGGGCCCGCGACGAUCCGCGCUUUGCCUACUGCGACGUCCAGGACGCAACGUCCAUGGCCCGCGUCAUUGCCGAACAGGGCGUGGACACGAUCGUGCACAUGGCGUCGCUGCUGUCGGCCGUGGGCGAGACGAACCCGGCGCUGGCGCUGGCCGUCAACACGCGCGGGAUCCAGAACGUGCUCGAGCUCGCCAAGCUGCACCAGCUGCAGGUCUUUGCGCCGUCGACGAUCGCUGUGUUUGGGCCGUCGACGCCGCAAGACGAGACGCCGGACGUGACUAUCAUGCGGCCCACGACCAUGUACGGCCUCACAAAAGUCCACUUGGAGCUCCUGGGCGAGUACUACUACCACAAGUUCCAAGUCGACUUCCGCUCGGUGCGGUACCCGGGCAUCAUCUCGUCGGAAGCCAUGCCCGGGGGCGGCACGACGGACUACGCCGUCGAGAUCUUCUACCACGCGCUCCAGCACGGCAAGUACACGUGUUUCCUCGCGCCCGAGACCAAGUUGCCCAUGAUGUACAUGCCCGACUGCCUCAAAGCGACGGUCGGGCUCUUGGACGCCCCGAACGAGUGUCUGGGGCAACGGACGUACAACAUUACAGCGCUGUCGUUCACACCGGCGGAGCUCGUGGCGUCGAUCCAACGGGUGCUGCCGACCUUCGAGUGCACGUACGCGCCCGACUUUCGCCAGCAGAUUGCCCAGACGUGGCCCAAAUCGCUCGACGACAGUCGCGCGCGCGUGGACUGGCAGUGGCAGCACGACUUUGAGCUCGAUGCAAUGGUCGAAGAUAUGCUCGUGAAGCUCGACGCGAAGCUGUCGAAACGGGAAGGAGACGUCGAGGAGAUGGUGUGA
Hyaloperonospora brassicae is the source of this 1014-nucleotide messenger RNA. NCBI's taxonomy places the organism in Eukaryota, Oomycota, Peronosporomycetes, Peronosporales, Peronosporaceae. The record is from the annotation of a GenBank genome assembly.